Messenger RNA from Ochotona princeps (American pika), 3085 nucleotides. It is a transcript of the gene ARL5B, whose product is annotated as ADP ribosylation factor like GTPase 5B. Bases 288 to 830 code for a protein of 180 amino acids. NCBI's taxonomy places the organism in Eukaryota, Metazoa, Chordata, Mammalia, Lagomorpha, Ochotonidae. Gene Ontology annotation, cellular component: cytoplasm; trans-Golgi network. The transcript has 6 exons. The record is from RefSeq and is a predicted model, not a curated record. Gene Ontology annotation, molecular function: GTP binding; GTPase activity. Gene Ontology annotation, biological process: protein localization to Golgi membrane; intracellular protein transport; vesicle-mediated transport.
GGGGCCUAGGGCUGGAGGCGCCUCCGGUGGGUAGGUGGGUUCAGAGCGAGGGGACUACGGGUCGGCGUUGGGCUCACUGGGCUCGAAACAAAGGGGUCUCCGGUGGGGGACUGGGCGCCGCACCUUCUGACGGGUAACGGGGCUGCGGGCCGGCCAGCGCCGUCGCCGCCGGCUUCUUGCUCGGCUUCUCCUUGGUGCCGGACAGCCCGUACCGCGUUGUGUGGGUUGGGGGGGCCGGCGCAGCGGCACCUGCUGCUGAGGGAACCCCACGACCCGUCCAGGUGCUCAUGAUGGGGCUCAUCUUCGCUAAGCUGUGGAGCCUGUUCUGUAACCAAGAACACAAAGUCAUUAUAGUGGGACUGGAUAAUGCAGGGAAAACCACCAUUCUUUAUCAAUUCUUAAUGAAUGAAGUGGUUCAUACUUCCCCAACCAUAGGAAGCAAUGUUGAAGAAAUAGUUGUGAAAAACACUCAUUUUCUUAUGUGGGAUAUUGGUGGUCAGGAGUCCCUGCGGUCAUCCUGGAACACAUACUACUCAAACACAGAGUUCAUCAUUCUUGUGGUGGACAGCAUUGACAGGGAACGGCUAGCUAUUACAAAAGAAGAAUUAUACAGAAUGUUGGCUCAUGAGGAUUUAAGGAAGGCUGCAGUUCUUAUCUUUGCAAAUAAACAGGAUAUGAAAGGAUGCAUGACGGCAGCUGAAAUCUCCAAAUACCUCACCCUGAGUUCGAUUAAGGAUCACCCGUGGCAUAUCCAGUCCUGCUGUGCGUUAACAGGGGAGGGAUUAUGUCAAGGUCUGGAGUGGAUGACUUCCCGGAUCGGUGUGAGAUAACUUUUCUGCUUCAAAGAGACUGCUCUAUUUAUUCUGUGACAUGAACAUUUUUUCCUAGUACCUUUAGCUGCUAAGGCAGCAGCAUGUUUAAUUUAUAACAACACAAACCUCUAUGAGCAACACUUGAAUCAAGUGCAGCUGAACUGGACAUAAAAGAUGUUUUUCUUAACUUUUUUUUUUAAAUGCACUAAUAUUCAGUUGGAUGAAAAGUGUUACUCUGUUUUCUGCAACGGAAUUCUGACCGCUUAUUCUAAUUACUCAAUGUCUGCCUUGUAAGAAAUGUUUGUCAUAUGUUUAACAUUUUCUGAAACAUUGUUACAGCUUUAAUGACCAAUAUCUUUAAAUUCUUGACCACCACUCCCUCCUAACCAGAUAAUUACUGGUUUCACAGAGAAAUAGUGCAAACCAUCAUGUGCCACUUGCAAAACGCUCCGGCACUAAUUAUUUGCUCACUGUAUAAAACAUGUAUCUUUUGGGCAGAAUUUAUUAAAAGAAAUUUGCCUAGAAGGUAUUUGUAAGGAAGAUUAUAAACAUCAUGAGUACUUGCCUCCAAAUUUCCCCCACACUACUGGAAGUCAUGAAAUAAUUUUAAGUUGCUAUUACCCUGCAAAUUAAGUAAGCUGUUUUUUAAUGAAGUUCACCUUUACGCUUAUAACAUUUGGUCAGAAAUGAAUCAAAGUAAAAUAUUUAUUUGAAAGCCCAGCUUUAAUGAUAAAUAUUGGGUAUAUCUGAUAUUUUAAGAUUAUAUUACUCAAUGCAUAUGUUACUACCAGAAAUUAUUAAUACCAGCACUAAAAUUAGAAUGUUACACUUAGAGUAUAUUUUACUAUCAAUCUACAUACAGUUUUAUUAUCAGCAAAUCUUUCAGCUAUUUUACUUACGUAGGACAUCACAUCUGCUUUGGACCCUAACUAAAGCAGAAGUAUCAACAGUCCAUUUGAUUUCUUGAAAUUUAAAAUAGUAUCUGUCAGCAUUUCUGCCACCAGCAGUAUAAACUUCAGUCUGCUUGAGGAUGUUGUCCUUGACCGUGGACUUGAAACAGUUGCCAUCUUUGUACUUACACCUUUGUCCUAAAAUUUUAUAGGAAACUGCUGAGUUUCAUCCUAGCUUUUAUAAUAUGAGGCUGUCAUUUAAUUUUGGUUAAGAUUUACAAACUAAGAGACAAUUGAAAUGAAGGAGAAAUCCUAUUAUCUACUAAAAUUUUAUUUAUUGGACAGUAGGAAGUUGUCUAAUAUGAAAGAUAAUCUCAGCACAGUGUACUUGAAAUUAAGAUGGAGGAUAACUGUUAUAAUUUCAAUUCUGUUUAUCAAAAUUGUGUGAUUUGGUCUAAUGAAGGGGGUAAAAAUGCAUCCUUUAAGAAAACAGUGCUUCAUUUUUGUAGUAUUCCCUAGAAUCAAAAAUAAGAUUGUGUUCAUCAAAAAAAAUUCAAGACACCUGUUCAAAUGUGGUAUUUUAAUUUUUUUGUUUUUUUGAAUGUUGAUUUAAAUUGUACUCAUUUUUCAGGUUACUUGAUUUUUUAUAUUUAGUUGAAUUAAUCUAGUUGAAGUGAAUCUGCUCAAUGAUAGCAUAUGAUAAACGGCCAGAGGAAAAAUUUCUAGGCUUUGGGAAAUAUUGUUUUGCUUUGAAUGUUUUUCUACUUAUUCUUCUUUUCCAAGUAUAUAGUGUAAGUUUAAUUUAGUUUAGUUUUUAAUAUCACCCAUAAUCAAGAACAUGAGACAAAAGAAGAUACAAAUCAAUUUGGUUGCUUUGUGGUGUAUAUAAGUGGGGGGAAAUGCCAUAGGAAAUAGGAAAAUUCACUUAACUCAAGCACACUUUGCCUGAAGUUUUGUUUGGUUUAUUGUUUACUAUAAGAACCUAGGAUAAUUCUCAUAAGCUAUCUGGGAAAAAGCAUAUUUAGUGUUCCAGUGUUUGUUAUUGUAAAGUCAUUAUCUGCUUUCUUGUAGUUAGUAAGAUUGGCUGCCUCAGUUUUCUUCUAUCAAAAUGUUUUGGUUAUUAAUUUUUUGUAUUACCACAUCAGCAUUAUAUUAGAAAUGUUUUUUAAUAGUUGAUUGUAGUUUAUGGAAAAGCUAGUGUAUACUCAUACUUGAUAUUUAAUUUUUAAAAUACAAUUUAUUUUCCAAAAAAAAAAGGUAUUAGUUUUGGAUUAGAGUGAUUUAUGUUAGCCAUUUGUUGAAAGUGAAAUCGACAUUCAGGUGAACUUUGUGCCAAUGAGUGGGGAGCAUUUGAUUAAGACAUUUAAAAAGUAUUUUACAGGU